AUGCCACCGCCUCCUCCAAGUCCACCACCUUUGCCGAAACCACCACCCAGCCCACCUCCCCCUCCGAGCCCACCACCUCCACCUAGCCCCCCUCCGGCUCCUCCUCCAAGACCUCCCCCCGCGCCACCGCCGCCGCCGAUGCCCCCUCCGAGGCCGGCACCGCCACCCAGUCCCGGUCCGCCGCCGAAGCCCCCACGACGCCCGAAACCGCCGCCAUGUUUGAACCCCUUACCGAAGAUGCCGCGGCCGAGGCCUCCGAAACCGUGGCGCGGGCCGAAGAAGAAGUGCUUGUCGUCCUCGACGGCGCCGCCACUGUCGCCGGCGACCCCGCUCGACAGCAACACAAGAACCACGAGAGCUGCACCCCACACCCCCAUUCUUCUUCUCUCCCAAGCCUCUCGUCUUCCCCUCCCCCUGCAACUCCGAUAG
This is a messenger RNA of Spirodela intermedia, 429 nucleotides long. NCBI's taxonomy places the organism in Eukaryota, Viridiplantae, Streptophyta, Magnoliopsida, Alismatales, Araceae. The record is from the annotation of a GenBank genome assembly.